GUUCAAAAUUUGUAAGCCUAACUCACAAUGCAUGAUGGUCCUUUCUCAUAAAAAUAAUGUAUCCAUCUUAUUGUUACUUGGUUAAACUGAGCCAUGCUUUUAAUGGGAGGAUAAACAGGCAUUCCUAGUGAUUGACCAGUGAUGAAGGUUUUGCUUAUUUGUUUUGUUCCUAUUUAGGAUUUUGAGUAUAUAAAACUGGUCCAGUAAUCUUGCUGUUGCUCUGGAGGGAUAUUUCAUUCCAGAAAGAAAUGCCUUAUGCAUUUGGACAAAAAUUUCAAGAAGAAAAUCUACAAAUGCUAGCGAUCAGCCUGGCAGGGAAUAUAUUUGGCUUCCCUUGGGGCAGCUUUGGCUGGUGUUGAAGUGUUUGCUGCCGCCAUGAAGAUAACAAGGCAUUUAAGAGACAGCUGGGCAAUUGUGCAGCUAAGCAGUCAUGAAGAAAAUCAGUGUGGUGAAUCUUGAUGCACUUUUAGAGGGCUUUUUAAAUAUAGAAAAGAAAAUAUCAGGGCUUCAUGGAAAAAAUAAUAUUCUUAGUCUUCAGUUAGAUGAAACAAACAAGUUACUGACAGCAAGUCAAAUGAAGGAAGAAUCAGCUAAAGAAGAAUGUGCUACACUCCAAAAUGUGAUUAAAGGUCUCCAACAAACUAUAGAAAACCAGUAUAAUUUGAGAGAUGAAAGUGAGAGACUGAAGAACACAGCUCAUAAUUUAGAAGAGAAACUAAAAUCCCAUGAACAGGAACAUAAAAAUAUGGUUGAUAGACUCAUGAGAGAAAUUGAAAAGAAGGAGGAGGAACACAAGCUUGAACAAUGGAAGCUGCACUAUGACAUGAAUAAAAAAUUUGAAGCCAUGGAGAAAGAGCACAAGCUACUAAUAGAGAAAAAAGAUAUGGAGAUUUUAGAAUUAACUAAACAACUCAGAGCACAAGAAAAAGAAAAACAGGAUGAGAUAAUCAAAUUGCAAAUAGAGUUCAAUGCUGAAUUGGUAAAGCUUCAGACCAAAAUGCCCAAGUCCUAUCCAAAUCCCACUUCACUGCCUCAAAACAUUUACAGAAGGAAGCUUCAGCAUUUUCAAGAAGAGAAGAAUAAGGAAAUUGAAGUUCUCCGUAAUACCAUCAGAAACUUGGAACAGAGGCUUGGCAAAGGUGAAGGUGUCCAUUUCAAAUGUUGACAGUUUUGAGAAUUACAUGAAAACACAAGUUGUCUGUUUAGGAAGUGUAACUGACAAGUAUCACACGAGGUUAAUUGCUUGUUUUGGUUUAUUAAAAGUUCUCUUAUCUAUCGUCAACAAAACAUGCUUUCCAGUUAUAUUCUUAACUACUUUCAUGCUUAACAAGUGUUCACCAUAAAAAAAUUCAAGUUUGUAGGGCAGUGACUUUCCCUAUGAAACCAUCAUGAACUACAGCAAGCACCAUCUAAGCAGUUUCUGUGUUGAACAUUUUCUUUCAUGCCUAAAUCCUCCACACACAAACACUCAAAAAUUCAUUUCAGAAAGACAAGGUGUUAACAAUGAGACAUACUAUUUAGCUAGAGAGAAACAUACAAGCUUCAUUAAUCUGUUAUAAAAGUAACCAAAACCAGUCCAAGAAUGACAAACCAACAGGAACUGUGAGA
Messenger RNA from Podarcis raffonei (Aeolian wall lizard), 1608 nucleotides. It is a transcript of the gene CCDC152, whose product is annotated as coiled-coil domain containing 152. Bases 431 to 1165 code for a protein of 244 amino acids. Lineage: Eukaryota; Metazoa; Chordata; Lepidosauria; Squamata; Lacertidae. The transcript is spliced from 9 exons. The record is from RefSeq and is a predicted model, not a curated record.